Hevea brasiliensis (rubber tree) is the source of this 1014-nucleotide messenger RNA. RefSeq lists its product as uncharacterized. The transcript has 3 exons. The record is from RefSeq and is a predicted model, not a curated record. The coding region runs from base 1 to 1014 and encodes 337 amino acids. Lineage: Eukaryota; Viridiplantae; Streptophyta; Magnoliopsida; Malpighiales; Euphorbiaceae.
AUGAGGCUUGUAAUUUAUAAUCGGUUUAGCCCUUUGAAAUUACUUUCAGUUGCUGACACUCGUUUUGCUUUUAUUGUUGUGAUGCUUAAAAGAUUUAAACUUAUUAGGCGUACUUUAGAAGCAAUGAUUAUGAGUGAUCAAUGGGCACAAUACCGAGAAGAUGACCAAGGCAAAGCUAGAUUUGUUCGUGAUAAAGUGGUAGAUGAGGAUUGGUGGGAAAAGGUUGAUUACAUCAUUACUUUUACUGGGCCCAUUUAUGACAUGAUCAGAGUUUGUGACACAGACAAAUCAUGCCUUCAUUUAGUUUAUGAGUUGUGGGAUUCUAUGAUUGAAAAGGUGAAGCAAGUUAUUUUUUAUCAUGAAGGAAAGCAAGCAGAUGGGUUUUCUCCUUUUUAUUAUGUGGUUCAUCGAAUUCUUGUUGAUAGUUGGGCAAAGAGCAAUACUCCCCUUCAUUGUUUAGCUCAUUCAUUAAAUCCAAGAUUUUAUUGCGAACAAUGGCUUCAAGAGGGAGAAGGUAGAGUGCCUUCUCAUAUGGAUGGAGAAGUAUCAACUGAAAGAAUUAAAUGCUUUAGGAGGAUUUUUUCUAAUGAAAAUGAGCGAAUUAGAGCAAAUAAUGAAUUUACAAAUUUUUCUUUGAAAAGUGGACAUUUUGCUGAUCCUGAUUCUAUUGGAAGUAUGUAUGUUACAGAUCCUAGGAAAUGGUGGGAAUCUUUUGGUUCUAAUGCACCUUUACUUCAAAGAAGAAAUAAAUUAACUCCAAAACGUGCAAAAGACUUGGUUUUUAUCCAUAAUAAUCUUCGUCUUCUGUCGAGAAACUCCUUCCAAUAUUAUGAUAAGAAGACAAAAUUGUGGAAUGUUGGCGGUGAUCAAUUUGGAAGUAUGAAAGAUGUGAGAGUUCUUGAAUUUGCCAACCUUUCAUUGGAUGAACCCGAGUUAGAGUCUGUUUUAUUUGAUGAAAAUGCAACUACAAGCAUGGAGAAGGAGAAAGACAGUGAAGUUGAGAAAAUGUCAUAA